This is a messenger RNA of Brassica oleracea var. oleracea, 809 nucleotides long. RefSeq names its product actin-depolymerizing factor 12-like. Gene Ontology annotation, biological process: actin filament depolymerization. NCBI's taxonomy places the organism in Eukaryota, Viridiplantae, Streptophyta, Magnoliopsida, Brassicales, Brassicaceae. The record is from RefSeq and is a predicted model, not a curated record. Gene Ontology annotation, cellular component: cytoplasm; actin cytoskeleton. Gene Ontology annotation, molecular function: actin filament binding. The coding region runs from base 175 to 588 and encodes 137 amino acids. The transcript is spliced from 3 exons.
CCGAGUUAUUCUCCAUUGGCCUAUUCAAAUCAAAAAUUAAGAAUCUCUUCUUCCCCAAAAAAUUCAUUUUCUUGUUGUUCGUCUCACAAAAGUGGACAAAAACAAAACAUAACUAGAAGUUCCGUUUCUCUAAUCUCAUUGGUGUCUUAGGUUAACCUCCAUCAACCGAACGCAAUGGCUAACUCGGCGUCAGGAAUGGCGGUGGAAGACGAAUGUAAGCUCAAGUUUUUGGAGCUAAAAGCUAAGAGAAACUAUAGGUUCAUAAUAUUCAGGAUAGAUGGACAACAAGUGGUGGUUGAAAAGCUUGGAAGUCCCGAGGAGAACUAUGACGAUUUCUCAAAUUCCCUACCGGCUAACGAGUGCCGCUACGCUGUGUAUGACUUCGAUUUCACCACUAACGAGAAUUGCCAGAAGAGCAAGAUCUUCUUCAUAGCUUGGUCACCUGAUUCUUCGAGGGUGAGGAUGAAGAUGGUGUAUGCGAGCUCAAAGGACAGGUUCAAAAGAGAAUUGGAUGGUAUUCAGGUGGAAUUACAAGCCACAGACCCGAGUGAGAUGAGUUUUGACAUCAUCAAAAGUCGUGCUCUCUAGAUUCAUAUAUGCCUGAUCUCUUAUCAUAUAUGCAUAAAUGCUCCAUCAUCAUUAUUCAAAGAACUUCUCCAUGUUAUGUUAUGUAACUUUCUUGGUUUCAUUCCUUCUUCUUCUUCUUCCUCUUGACUAUUUUUAAUCUUUUUCUAUUUACAUAUUAAUUGACAUGGGUUUUAUACUUUGGCUUUGGAGAAGCUUUAAAACCUGUAGUUUCUCGUGUAACA